This is a messenger RNA of Anarrhichthys ocellatus (wolf-eel), 2341 nucleotides long. Its product is annotated as probable pleckstrin homology domain-containing family N member 1. Gene Ontology annotation, cellular component: lamellipodium; cytoplasm. NCBI's taxonomy places the organism in Eukaryota, Metazoa, Chordata, Actinopteri, Perciformes, Anarhichadidae. The record is from RefSeq and is a predicted model, not a curated record. The coding region runs from base 496 to 1668 and encodes 390 amino acids. The transcript has 11 exons. Gene Ontology annotation, biological process: lamellipodium assembly. Gene Ontology annotation, molecular function: guanyl-nucleotide exchange factor activity.
AAAUGGGAAGCUUUAAUUAACAAUAGAACCAGUUUUAUUUGUCAUGGUAAAGCGCCAGCAAGUUCCCAUUGUAACUUCAGACCAUCAAUAGAGACAACAACUGAGGAAACUGCUCAGUUCUCUGCAGACAGCCAACUGACAGGAAGGAAGGAAGGAACGAACAACUACGAAGCUGCGACUCAACAAAAACUUUUUUGCCACUUUUAUCUUCAAUUCCUCUUCGAAAACGUCAACACCUUUCGUUCUUGUGGCUCUAUUUAAAUAUAAACUGCAUGCUAGCAAAAAGAAGGAACUAGAGCUUAGCGACACCAACCCCUCCCUUCUCUUCUCUAGCGGACAAUAUCCUCUUUUGGACCCAACCAGCCCCCGUUUUUCUGUUAUCUCUUUGGUUUAAGUGUGGCACACACACAGCAGGGAUGAUUGUCUGGGCAGAUGGUGCUCAGUGUGUGGACUAGAAGCUGAGACAGGCGGAGAGGGACAGACUCCUCGUCCGACAUGGGAUGCUGCAGUGUGACCCAGAGGCAUACUGGAGUGGACGAGGUGGGCCCUGAUGAGAUCGAGCUCCUGGAACUCUCUGGAGACAAUUUAGGGGUGUGGAGUCUGGGAGAGACCAGGCUUCAGCUGUCGGUGAGGACCAGCAGAGAUGAGCAGCCCCCGCCACCACCGCGCCACCCUUCAAUACGACACCUGGAACAAGAGGUGGUGCUGUGGGGCAGGAGCAGAGAUGAGUUAUGCCACAGGAUUUACUCCCACCAGCCAAUCAGGGAGUGGGAGGGCCAACCUGCACACAUGUAUGGAGAGAUCAUCCACUCCUCCCUGGUGUCUCUCUACAACAGCUACACACAGGAAACCAGUGAACACUUCCUGGUGUUAUUCUCCUUCCACCUCUUGAUCCUUUCCCUGGACCACCCUCGACAAGACUUCAUUUAUGAGGGCAUCCUUCCCCUUUCUGGACUUUCUUUGGAAGCUGUAUCUAUUGACCCUAAAACGUCACAUUCACCACACAUGUUUGAGAUCAGCGGUCCAAUGGUGGACUCCAAGGUCUUCAUAUGCGCCAGUUCUGCAGAGCUACAGAAAUGGAUGCAACACAUAGAAGAUAGGAGAUACAAGUCAAUGGCACAACCCAUGAGUCCCUCCCACUGCGCUCUCUCCUAUCUUUUACCCUGUGAUGAGCACUGGAAAAGAGAAGAACUGAAGAAGUACUUACUACAAGCUCCCAUUUGGCAGUGGGAGGGCUCGCCGAUACAGCACAUGGGUCAGCCGGGAUACACAUCUAUCGUCCAUAUCAUCAACACACAGAGACAGGGACUCCAAGAAAGACUGAUGGUUCUCUUCCCUCAAGAUGUCCUGCUGCUGUCAGUCGACAACAAGCGUCUGAAUAUAAGAUAUGAGGGCAGGUUGCCCCGACACAGCAUCAGAGCAGUUGAGAGGUCUGCCCUGCCUGGACGGCUGGAGUUUGAGCUGAUGGGUGAGCUGAUGGAGCCCCUGCAGGUCUCUUGUGCCUGUCUGGAGGAUUAUCGGAACUGGAUGUUUCAAUUACAACAGCCAGACAGAAACGUUACUGUGAGUCCCACUGCACCUCCAAUCAUGCCGAAGCUGCAGAGGAGCAGGAAGGAGUCCCAGGAACCGAUAACAGCCGACCAAUGCCACAUCAAUGGUCGCAGCUGACUCAUCUGAAUGUGGAGAAGCUUGACUUUUAUUAUGAAUCUGAAAUAACAUGUAGAUAGUAUGUACAUAUGACUGUUAUGUAUAAUUUUGUCACAAAAUUAAGAUGCAGUAGUUUGGAGGCUCUGAAAUGUUCUUGCCCAAUAUUGAUAUAUGUGAUAUUGUUACACUGAGGGACCCAGUUUAAGACCAGACCACAGCUAAAACAAUGUUAGUCUGUAGAGCUAUAAGGGUUACUUACUGAAGAAAAUAGUACUGAAGCAACUGUACAUACUUAGCUUUGAUGUCUUUACUGUAAAAUACAUAAUGUUUGACCUUUUCACAAUAAACCUUUUUAAAACUCUUAAGAGUUGUUUAUUCAACACAACAAAAUAUGUAAGUAUCUGUAUUUAUUACAGUGGUUAAACAUUUACAGUAGUGUGCAGAGAUCCAGUGUAUUACAGUAUGUUGGUAUUAGAAAUGAAUCAAACUGAAAACCUUAUAGCUAUGGAAGGUAAUAAUAUCUGUUAAGUCUUUGUUCACAUAAAUUACAGUCAUAAUAGUAAAUUAAUCAUUUUCUUACUCUUUAUACAUGAAGCCAUCUGCACUUAAGUACAUUUACAUCAGAAUCUCCUUAGAGAACAACCAGCUAGAGGAGUAUAAAUACACAAUUAAAUUACAACGCAGACGUAGAAAA